This is a messenger RNA of Jaculus jaculus (lesser Egyptian jerboa), 454 nucleotides long. RefSeq names its product 60S ribosomal protein L22-like. Gene Ontology annotation, biological process: cytoplasmic translation. Bases 16 to 402 code for a protein of 128 amino acids. The transcript has a single exon. Gene Ontology annotation, molecular function: structural constituent of ribosome; RNA binding. The record is from RefSeq and is a predicted model, not a curated record. Lineage: Eukaryota; Metazoa; Chordata; Mammalia; Rodentia; Dipodidae. Gene Ontology annotation, cellular component: ribosome.
GUCUCCGCUGCCGCCAUGGCGCCUGUGAAAAAGCUUGUGGCGAAGGGGGGCAAAAAAAAGAAGCAGGUUCUGAAGUUUACCCUCGACUGCACCCACCCUGUAGAAGAUGGAAUCAUGGAUGCUGCCAAUUUCGAGCAGUUCCUCCAAGAGAGAAUCAAAGUGAACGGAAAGGCUGGGAACCUUGGUGGAGGGGUUGUAACCAUCAAGAGGAGCAAGAGCAAGAUCACCGUAACAUCCGAGGUGCCUUUUUCCAAAAGGUAUUUGAAAUAUCUCACCAAAAAAUAUUUGAAGAAGAAUAACCUACGUGAUUGGUUACGCGUAGUUGCUAACAGCAAAGAGAGUUACGAAUUGCGUUACUUCCAGAUUAACCAGGAUGAAGAAGAUGAGGAAGAUGAGAAUUAAAACACUGGUCUGGAAUAUUUUGUAUGAAUUCAUGAAUAAAACUUAGGAACAA